GACACGGCUUAUUUUGUUAUAUAAAUAUGAUUCCUUUUCCCAGAGAAAAACAUAGCGCAAUAUUGGCAACUCCGUUCAGCAGUCUGGGGUGGAUACUUGCCAAAUCUUCUCAGAUAAUUUGUGAUCAACCACAAUGAGUGCUAAAAUAUUUGCUGCCACAUUUGCUUUUUGCCUGCUUUAUACUGCAUUUUCUAAAGGUGUGUAUAAAAUUAAAACUUCUGAAGGACUACGGUGUCAGUGCAUACACACCCAUUCUGCUUUCAUCCCUCCGCGACUGUACAAAAGUGUGGAACUUAUACCCAGUGGUCCCCACUGCAAAAAUGUAGAAGUUAUCAUCACAAUUACAUCUGGCGAACGUGUGUGUGUGGAUCCUUCUCAGCGCUGGGUGCAAAGAAUUAUCAACAGCAUAAUAGAAAGCAACAAUAAUAAGGAGCUGUUGACUCAAAUAGAAGACUUCUAAGAUGAGAAAAACUGUACCUUAUAUAUUCAUGGAAAGGUUGACCUACUUAUUUUUCCUUCUUCUUGGGAAUUAUAAUAAAUGCUUCAUUAUUGUUAUAUGUUUUAUAUAUAUCUUAGGCUGACAUUUACUAUCACCAUUCUUCACUGUUAUUCAGUAACACACUAUUGUACAUUUUUAGAGGGUUUAACCUUCCAAAGGUGACCUCCUGAAGGUUCUUUGCCAUGCCCUGAAUUGCUCCAAACAUGCCUAAUUACAUCCUUGCCAUGUCCCCAGCUUUGCCACAACCUCGUAUAUAAGUCAAUGAGACAUACAAAACAUUUACCAGAAGGCUUAAAAGCUAUAGAAUGAGAAUGUUUAGGUUAGGUGUAAACACAAAUGAAGAUACAGAAGUUUAGUUAGAUUAAUUAACUUUUUAUAAGGUUGAGGGCUAAGCCCCACUCAAAGAUAUUCUGCAAUCUCUCUGAAUUCUGUAUUGUGCUAGGGCAGUGAUCCCCAACCAGGGGCUCGCGAGCAACAUGUUGCUCAAUACCCCCUUUGAGGUUGCUCCCAGUAGCCUCAAAUU
Molecule: messenger RNA, 1022 nt
Organism: Xenopus tropicalis (tropical clawed frog)
Lineage: Eukaryota; Metazoa; Chordata; Amphibia; Anura; Pipidae
Gene: cxcl8b.2
Product: C-X-C motif chemokine ligand 8b gene 2
Exons: 4
Coding region: 134-460 (108 amino acids)
Biological process (GO): chemotaxis; cell chemotaxis; defense response
Cellular component (GO): extracellular region
Molecular function (GO): chemokine activity
Source: RefSeq, a predicted model, not a curated record